CUAACCGGAUCGGACAUUGAGAAAGGUAGCUUGCACUGGAGUUCGAAGCGAAAACCCUGUAACCUUGAAGCAAGAAUCCCUAAUGUGUACAUCACCGACGUGUAAUAUGUCGUAGCCAUCCGCAGUUUCUCCUCGGGUACUUCUCGAAAAUUCGCCAUUCGAUCCAACUGAGCAGCUCUCAGAGGCGAGAAAAUUGCCGAUGCAUGGGAUCUGUGCCUCAGUAAACGUGGCAAUAGCCGAGUCCAGAGACUGCAUCGGUGUAUCGAGUUGAGAAUAAAGGUCAUGCAGCGUAGUCAAUGUAGGAACCAGUAAAUUAUAAAAUUGCAUCCAUCGGAAAUCGUUUUCCAUCAUGCCUGGAGGUGGUCGAGCCGGUCGUGCCUUGUUGAUGAGAUCGAAAAGUUUGAUGUUGAGGCGUUUGGUAAGUUCUUGCUCUUCUUGAUCGACAUGUCGCGGGUCGAUAAACCGUGA
Molecule: messenger RNA, 468 nt
Organism: Haemonchus placei
Lineage: Eukaryota; Metazoa; Nematoda; Chromadorea; Rhabditida; Trichostrongylidae
Source: the annotation of a GenBank genome assembly